UGUGUACAUACUACACGUGUGUGUGCAUGCGUGUGCAUGGGCAUGGGCGUACUUGUGGUCCCUGAGAUAUUUGGGAGUGACCCUGUGACGUGAGGUGUGGGCAGCCUGAACCCUGUGGGAGAGGCAGUGUUGUACGGAAGAUACGUGUGUGCUCAUUGGCAAAGGUGAACUCAGUGAGGCCGAGUGGGGGUCAGAGAGGGGCUGUGCAUGCAUAGGAUGUGAAAGAGAAGAGAACACGGGCGGGUUCAGGCACCUGCUGCUUGAGUGAGUCACACCCUGGAGGUUUGGGCUUUGUUUCUGGCAGUGUCCAUGGCUGCCUUUGUAGGGCUCAAGGUCUUCUGAGCUUGAGGAGGUUGAGGGCUAUGGCAGGACAUACUUACUCUUUUACUUGCUGGUACAAACUUCUGGCCACUCUGGGGGGUCACUUGAAAAGCUUUGGUGGGCGGGUCUGCUUCCAGAACUGUAGUAGGACUGCCCUUCACCCAGAAGGGUUUCUGGAAGGAUCACCUUGCCACCCCUGACAAUAACGUGCCUCUUGCUGAGCUAGCUCCCAAGACUGAUAUCUAGCCAAGCUGGAGAUUUCUGGUUGAGCAUUACCCAGUGCAGAACAAAGGAAGACAGACUAUAGGACUCAUUCUCGUGGAAGCCUCUGGGGCCUUAGGUAUAGGAGGGGCAUCGGAGGCAGGCCAGGCCCAGGGGCUUGGGGCUUGAGCCCCUAUUCCUGCUGCCCAUGUGUCUGUGCAGCAUGGAGGAGAGUAGGGACCCUAUAAAUGCUUGUUGCAUAAAGAGAGUGAACUUGGGGCACCCAAGAAGGAGGGGUCACCUAGGGCUGUGCUAAAGAAAAGCAUCCGGAAUGUUUCCUGCAGUCACGCCACUACAGAGUUUUUUGAGUCCCAGGUGUGUAUAGUUGCUGUGGGCUGAGAAUGACCUAGGACCCUGGAUAGGAGUUUGGGGUUCCCAGACGGGCUUCCCAAGGCCCUUCAGAGUGGGCCAGCCUGGUCCCCAUUUACCUCUCCUGGCUCAGGUGAGCCUCAGCGUGUCCACAGGUGUGGCGUGUCCACAGGUGUGACGUGUCCACUCACAUGGGCAUGCGUGAUUGCAUCCAGAGCAAAAUCUCGCAGUUAGGUUUCAUUCAUAUCCCGUUCAUUCUCAGGUCCUGGCCAGGUGACACGCACACACGCAGCACCAACCUGCAUACACCAAGCCAGUCCAUUACACGGGACCGCCAGGAAGGAGGCUAACUGCUAUCUCCUGAGGUCAGAUCCUCUUGGAGCAUGUCUGCUGAGUCCCUGAGUCACCACAGUGGCCCCAGAACGGGUGAAGGUGGUCCGUGGGCCUGUCCCUCCCAAGUGGUGUGAGGCAGAAUUGCUCUGGUCUUGUAUCUAGGAGCUCACCCAGCACUCUGAGACUGGCCAAGGUUGCAAGGCAGCUCUCUGGUGUGCAGCCAGUACUGCUGAUGGCUGACAGUUACUGGUUAACUCGUCCUGUUCCUGUUUAACUUGUGCCCUGGGGAUGGUGACGGCCUCUGACCUCCAGGUACCCUGUUCAUCUGGCUGAACAGACAGAAAGGAGUCCCUCUCAGCCUUCAGUGGACCCAUCUGCUUGGUUAAGGAGUCCCCGUGGAGCGAGGGGUGGAACCAGUGGACAGCCUGCCGUGAAGAGGCCCUGGACGAGCCAUGGCAGGUGUCUGUGACAGGGCCCCUAAUUUCCUCUCCCCAUCUGAAGACCAGACCUUGGGACCUGCCCUUGGCAGUGCAGUUGCUUUGAAUUGCACAGGUUGGGUGGACUCUGGGCCUCAGUGUCCCCAGCCCUCAGUACAGUGGCUAAAAGAUGGUCUGACAUUGGGCAAUGGAAGUCACUUCAGCCUCCAUCAGGACUUUUGGGUCAGCGCCAACUUCUCAGGGGUCGUGUCCAGUGUUCUGGUGCUCAACUUGACCAAUGCUGAGGACUACGGGACCUUCACCUGCUCUGUCUGGAAUGUCAGCUCCCAUUCCUUCAUCCUUUGGCGAGCUGGCCCUGCUGGCCAUGUGGCUGCAGUGAUGGCUGCCCUCCUUGUCCUGCUGGGUCUGCUGCUGGUGGCCCUGCUCUAUGUUAAGUGUCGCCUGAACGUGCUGCUUUGGUACCAAGACAUCUAUGGGGAGGUGGAGAUGAACGAUGGGAAGUUAUACGAUGCCUACGUGUCCUAUAGCGACUGCCCGGAGGACCGCAAAUUUGUGAAUUUCAUUCUGAAGCCUCAGUUGGAGCGGCGUCGGGGAUACAAGCUCUUCCUGGACGACCGCGAUCUCUUGCCGCGAGCGGAGCCCUCUGCCGACCUCUUGGUGAACCUGAGCCGUUGUCGGCGCCUCAUCGUGGUUCUUUCAGACGCCUUCCUGGGCCGGGCCUGGUGUAGCCAGAGCUUCCGGGAGGGACUGUGCCGCCUACUGGAGCUCACGCGCAGACCUAUCUUCAUCACCUUCGAGGCCCAGAGGCGUGAGCCUCUCCAUCCUGCUCUUCGUCUCCUGCGACAGCAUCGCCACCUCGUGACCCUGCUGCUUUGGAAGCCUGGCUCCGUGACGCCUUCCUCUGAUUUUUGGAAAGAGCUGCAGCUGGCACUGCCACGGAAGAUGCAGUACAGGCCGGUGGAGGGAGACCCCCAAACCCGACUACAGGAUGACAAAGAUCCCAUGUUAAUCGUGAGAGGUCGUGCUGCGCAGGGCCGGGCCGUGGAGUCAGAGCUGGAUCCGGAUCCUGAGGGAGACUUGGGUGUCCGUGGACCUGUCUUUGGGGAGCCACCUGCUCCACUGCAUGAAAGCAGGGUCGCCAUAGGAGAGGGCCAUGGCAGUGAAAUGGAUGUCUCUGACCUUGGCUCUCGAAACUACAGCGCUCGAACGGACUUCUACUGCCUGGUGUCUGAGGAUGAUGUGUAGCCCUUAUCAUAGCAGCUCAGAUCAUGGGAUCAAGGCGGCAGCUCUCAGGGUAGAGACAGGCACCCUCUCUCUCUCGGACACAACCCUUGCCUGCAUCCCUGCGCCUCUCAGGGAAGGAGUGUGACUCCGGGGUGUCACAAAAUAAAAUUCUCUUGGCUCUUG
Molecule: messenger RNA, 3068 nt
Organism: Meriones unguiculatus (Mongolian gerbil)
Lineage: Eukaryota; Metazoa; Chordata; Mammalia; Rodentia; Muridae
Gene: Sigirr
Product: single Ig and TIR domain containing
Exons: 9
Coding region: 1677-2906 (409 amino acids)
Biological process (GO): signal transduction
Source: RefSeq, a predicted model, not a curated record